UAAAUAGCCGUGUGAGGGCGGAACUUGCUACCGAUAAUAAACCCCCCAUAGUGAAAGGUGCGUUGUUGGUGCUGUUGCAUGAUGCUGGCAAGUAGAUCAAAUAAAGGAUGUAUUAAUCAGAUGACGAUAAAUUCUCCCACCAUGAACUCCUCUACGAGAAGUGAAAGUGACUGGCAGGGAUUAGUGAGCGAGUUUCUGAUAUGCAAGCGUAAGCUGGAGAGUAAGAAGGAGGCUCUGCUGAUUCUGUCUAAAGAGCUCGACACAUGUCAGCAAGAGAGAGACCAAUACAAGCUGAUGGCCAAUCAGCUGCGUGAGAGACAUCAGGGCCUGAAGAAAAAAUACAGAGAACUUAUUGAUGGGGAUCCUACAUUACCACCAGAGAAACGCAACCAGGUUAAUUUGGCCCAGCUGCUGAGGGAUUCACGGGACAGGAGUAAGCAGUUAUCAGAGGAAGUGAAGGAGCUGAAUCAGAGACUAACUGAGGCUCAGGGUGACAACAAGCUUUUGAGAAUGACAAUCACUAAACAAAGGCUAGGGGAUGAUGAAGUUGGGGUCAGGCACUUCCCAGCCCAUGAGCGUGAAGAUCUAGUCAGGCUGUUGGAGGAAGCAGGACUGCAGAGAGAAGAGCUGGAGAACAGCCUGAAGGCAGUGAGUGAUGAAUUGGAGGAUGUAAAAGCAGAAAGGACUGUAUACAAAGAGAAAGCUGACCGCCUCAACCUCGAGCUCAACCAUGUAUUAGGUGGUGGAGGUAAACGCAUCGUAGACGUGGAUGCUCUCUGCAUGGAGAACAGGUAUUUGCAUGAAAGGCUAAAACAAAUUCAAGAAGAAGUCAGUCUACUGAAAGCAAACAUAAUGAAAUACAAGAAUGCCCUGGACCGGAGAAAGAACACGAAAACAAGUGGCAAAUCUAACACUAGUGCACUUACUGGUGUGCUCUCUGCUAAACAGGUGCAAGAUUUAUUGUCGGAGGAUAAUGGAUGUGGUCUUCCAGUCACACCUCAGUCUCUCUCUGACCUAAAGUCCCUGGCCAUGGCUCUGCUGGAAACAAUUCAUGAGAAGAACAUGGUAAUUCAGCACCAACGCCAGACUAACAGGAUUCUUGGAAACCGAGUUGCUGAGCUUGAGAAGAAAUUGAAGACUCUGGAGGUAUCUGGGCUUUGGAGUUUACCAGGUCUGACCUACAGCAUAUCAGUGGGAUUAGGGACAGGAGGUAAAGAUGCCAUUAUUUUGAGUGAGAGUCAGCGUGCCACACCUCCCUCCUCUCUUGGCCUUCCUUUACAGCCUGUGCCCAGUGACCGGUUGACUGAUUCACAGCCCCCUGCAGAUGACAGGACAGGAAGUGGUGGGUUAUUGCCAUGGGAACUGGACACAGCUGGCGAUGACAGCUUCCUGAAUGUGUGGCCUCGCUCCCGCCCCAGUCCAGAUGGAGGUGGGGAUGAGGUGGAGACACCUGUCACCUCUGAGCAAGGGGAGGAGACGCCGUCUUGCAGGCUGGAAAUCAUGAGGCACGCAGAGCAACGGCUUUGUGAUGAUGGAGCUGCGCCAGUUGCAGGGAUGCAACCAAUCGCGAAGCAGCAUCCUGUCGUAGAGGAGGGGCAAGUUGUAGAGUUGGACAGCAGCUUGACUGUGGAAGAAGGUGAAGAUGCUGCAAUGGCACUUGCUUCUCCAGUGUCUGAUGGCUCUGAUUAUUCUCCACAUCUCGGUUCCAUGCGCAUUUGUGACCAAAUCCAGAAUGAGGACUAUAUCCACCAUGAUUUUAGACAGAUUUUAAGUGUAGCUGCUGAUCCUGAAGAUGUGUUGGAAGAGAAGUUUUUAAGUUUUGCAUCUAUUUCCAAAGAGCCCACCCCAGCUUCACCUCUCACACCACGCUGGGAGCUGGACUAUCAAUCAGGAGAGACUGAUAGCUGUCACAGUGAAAGUGUGGCUUAAAUAUCGAGUACAAUUUUUUUUUUCUUAUUUAGAGCAGGAACAGAUCUUUUAGAAACUGAAAUCUCUAAAGCAAAAGUAUGUUUUGUUGCCCUGUGUGUUUCAAGCCUUAAUAUUCAUUUGGUGAACUUGGUCAGGCAUUGUCAAUAAAUACAAAUAUGAAACACGAAACACACAGGGCCUGGCUAUAAGUGAACUAAAGUGUGCACACUUAACACUUGUAUCUCAAGAUGUUUGACUGUAUGUAUAGUCUAAAUCCAGUGCAUGUAUCUGAGAUGUAUUGUGUUUUGCUCCAGUUUUACAGUUCACAGUUUUUUUCAGUUUUAUCUUUUAACUGCUGAAUUACAGUAUGCUCAAUUUUACAAUUCCAGAGUAUACAUUAUUAUUUACAAGCAACAGUUAUUCAACUUCCAUCAACAGGGAAGUACUGUGAUACAUACGUAUAUCACACCAGAGUCAAGGAAAAGGUGUCCCUAAGCCAUUUGGGAAGAAAAGAAAACUGAUUAUGUAACAAGAGCCAUAAAAUAAAAAAAUACAUGGAGUAUUUCAUUAUCCACAAACAAAAAACAGAUCCCAAAUAUUUUCUAUUUUAUAUCUUCUCUACUUCCUGUUGCCUCAGCAGGAUAUUUGUUCUUUUAAUUCCCCUUUUUCCUUGGUAUAAAAAAAUAAAAUAAAAAUAAGUCUUCCCAUUUGUCCUACAAAUGAUGCAAUUUUCUUCACACGGAUUGUGCACAUUUGAAUGAACAGAUGAUUCACAAACGAUAUCAAAAUGUUUCAAAUCAUGAUGGUAUUGCUGUUUACACAAUGGCUAAUUAUAUACUGAUUUAAGCGUUUACAAA
Messenger RNA from Silurus meridionalis, 2765 nucleotides. It is a transcript of the gene ccdc149a, whose product is annotated as coiled-coil domain containing 149a. The coding region runs from base 79 to 1929 and encodes 616 amino acids. The transcript has 13 exons. Lineage: Eukaryota; Metazoa; Chordata; Actinopteri; Siluriformes; Siluridae. The record is from RefSeq and is a predicted model, not a curated record.